CUCGCCAGCUGUCGCUGGACUAUCUGUAUUUCUGUACUCUUUCCCUCUUGCGAACUGUUGUAAUCAUAAUGCCUGCUGCACGCGAAUCUGGAAGAUGCUUUACUUGCCGCAUAGAAAUGCCUGGAAAUCAGAUUAAGCGUUGCGGUCGAUGCAAGGGUCCUCAAUACUGUAGCGAACAAUGCCAAUUGGCCGAUUGGCCUUCUCACAAAGGAUCUUGCCAACGCCAGACGGUCUGGUACGACAAGUACCGCGCUUGUGAAGACGGAUCCAUCCAUGAAGGCAGACUGGAGCUUAUCACCUGGCCGUCUCCGACUGAAGGCACCGGCUGGGGCGCCUGCCUUCUCGAAGAGGCGGACGAUCUGAAAAGAAAAUUCGAGACGCAGUUUAAUGGUGAUCAGAAUAAGUUCUUUAAGUACUGGCCACAAGGUUUUAGGUGGACCUGCUGUGGUACGGAUGGGGGCAUGACAUGGGGAUGCGAUCAUCAUGGGACGGGAAAGAAGCCCUGUACUUGCGAUUAUUGCAGGGCGGGUACCCCACUCCCAGAUGAUAUUUAUAGGGAGAGGUCUGCCACCCGUUAUGGACUGAGACUCGAACGUGGACCCGACCCUAGGUCGUAAGAUCCUAUUACCGCGAGAAUAAGUACAAGUAUGCGAAGGCCGCUUGGUAGGAUUUUUUGAAGGGCGAUUUCAGAUUCGGAGGCCUUACCCUUAUAUCGGGUUUAGUAGUACAGAAGUCUUUUGCUUCACAUUGACCCCUAUUUCAGCAUAUGGGGUCGGCGUAACUCUUGUACAUUAUCCCAACAGAUUGCAUGGCCUGAAGAAAACGGUAAAUGG
Molecule: messenger RNA, 833 nt
Organism: Stereum hirsutum FP-91666 SS1
Lineage: Eukaryota; Fungi; Basidiomycota; Agaricomycetes; Russulales; Stereaceae
Exons: 4
Coding region: 69-617 (182 amino acids)
Source: RefSeq, a predicted model, not a curated record